Electrophorus electricus (electric eel) is the source of this 7675-nucleotide messenger RNA. RefSeq names its product kinesin family member 13A (gene kif13a). Gene Ontology annotation, biological process: microtubule-based movement. NCBI's taxonomy places the organism in Eukaryota, Metazoa, Chordata, Actinopteri, Gymnotiformes, Gymnotidae. The record is from RefSeq and is a predicted model, not a curated record. Gene Ontology annotation, molecular function: ATP binding; microtubule motor activity; microtubule binding.
UUUAGCAUCGACACGCCGAGGAGGGUUUUUUUCACUGAUCGUGCGAACUGGCAAACUACUCCCAGCGGAAGAUGGCGUUUGGGGUGAUGCUCACUGAAGCCGGAGCUCCACACCGGAUCUUACUAGCCAGAUAGCUAGGUCGGAAAGCAGGGAAUUAUGUUUGAGCUUUGAUCACUCGUCUGUCGGGCAUGGUGGGGUUAAUUUUCGGGGGGUAUAUUCACCCGUUUGCCUACAGACAUUUGCACAGCAGUUGUUAUUACUGGACUUUGCGAAGACUUCCCUUAUCCAGCCAGCCGUAGGAUACAGCUAGCGCCCAUAGCUCGUUGCUGACCCUGUGUGAGACAAAAAAAGUGGAUUAAAAUGUCGGAUACGAAGGUAAAAGUUGCUGUCCGAGUUCGCCCCAUGAACCGAAGGGAGAUUGAGCUCAGCACCAAAUGUGUAGUGGAAAUGGAAGAAAACCAGACCAUUCUGCACCCACCGCCUUCAAACGCCAAGGGGGACAGCAGGAAACAGACAAAGGUGUUUGCCUUUGACCACUGUUUUUGGUCUAUGGAUGAGUCCAAUGUCCCAAAAUACGCAGGUCAGGAGGUCGUGUUCAAGUGCCUCGGGGAGGGGAUACUUGAAAAUGCAUUUCAAGGAUACAAUGCCUGCAUUUUUGCCUAUGGACAAACAGGCUCUGGGAAAUCCUACUCCAUGAUGGGCAGUGGCGAUCAGCCUGGCCUUAUUCCGCGCCUCUGCUGCUCCCUGUUUGAGCGCGUUGGCCAGGAGGAGGGUGAUGCACACUCCUUCAAGGUGGAGGUCUCCUACAUGGAGAUCUACAACGAGAAGGUCCGUGACCUCCUGGACCCAAAAGGGAGCAGACAGUCUCUGAAGGUGAGAGAACACAAGGUCCUGGGCCCAUACGUAGAUGGCCUGUCCCAGCUGGCUGUGAUGAGCUUUGAGGACAUUGAGUCUCUCAUGUCGGAGGGGAAUAAGUCUCGCACGGUGGCUGCCACCAACAUGAACGAAGAGAGCAGCCGCUCACAUGCUGUGUUUAACAUCAUCAUCACCCAGACGCUCUACGACCUGCAGUCUGGGAACUCAGGUGAGAAGGUGAGUAAAGUGAGUCUGGUGGACUUGGCGGGCAGUGAGCGUGUGUCUAAGACUGGAGCAGCAGGGGAGAGGCUGAAAGAGGGAAGCAACAUCAACAAGUCUUUAACCACGCUGGGCUGUGUGAUCUCAGCACUGGCGGACCAGUCAGCUGGAAAGGGCAAGAACAAGUUUGUCCCAUACAGAGACUCAGUGCUCACUUGGCUGCUGAAGGACAAUCUGGGGGGGAACAGUAAGACGGCUAUGAUAGCCACGGUAAGUCCGGCAGCAGACAAUUACGAGGAGACGCUGUCCACGCUGCGCUACGCAGACCGCGCCAAGAGGAUCGUGAAUCACGCGGUGGUUAACGAGGACCCCAAUGCGCGCAUCAUCAGAGAGCUCCGCGAGGAGGUGGAGAAACUGAAGGUGCAGCUGUCCCAGGCUGAGUCUAUGAAGGCUCCUGAGCUGCAGGAGAAGCUCCAGGAGUCAGAGAAGCUCAUUCAGGAGAUGACCAUCACCUGGGAGGAGAAGCUCAGGAAGACAGAAGAAAUCGCACAGGAGCGGCAGAAGCAACUGGAGAGUAUGGGGAUCUCUCUGGAGUGCUCAGGAAUCAAGGUUGGUGAGGACAAGUGUUUCCUGGUCAACCUGAACGCUGACCCCGCCCUCAACGAACUGCUGGUCUAUUACCUGAAGGUGACGGCUCCUCCAGACACACCUCCUUCAGCUCCCGAGCACACGCUUGUGGGAGCAGACACCUCUCAGGACAUCCAGCUGUUUGGUAUUGGGAUCCAGCCGGAGCACUGUGUUAUUGACAUAACCCCUGAGGGCGAGGUCACCCUCUGCCCCAAAGAGAAUGCCAGAACCUGCGUGAAUGGAACAAUGGUUUACUCAACAGUUCAUGUUUGGCAUGGAGACCGGAUUUUGUGGGGCAACAAUCACUUCUUCAGAGCAAAUCUGCCAAAGCGAAAGCGGCGCGACCGUUUGAAAGAGCUGGAGCGUGAGUCGCCACGGGAGAGUUUUGUUGAGGCCGAUGUGGAGACGGCGAGUGAAGCGUCGUCUGAGCAGGACUACAGCUACGAGUUCGCUCAGAUGGAGGUCAUGAUGAAAACACUGGGCAGCAAUGACCCCAUGCAGAGUGUGGUGCAGGUUCUGGAGAAGCAGUACCUGGAGGAGAAGCGGACUGCUCUGGAGGAGCAACGGUUGCGUUAUGAGCGUGAGCUGGAGCUGCUCCGCCAGCAGCUCUCUCCAGAGAGAGCGUCCACGCACCAGCGCAGCAGCAGUGACCGUCUGCCCUUCCCAACGCAUAUCGCACAAAGCAAGCUGCGCCUGUGGACAGAGGAGAGGGAUGAGCUGUUCCGCCAGAGUUUAUCCCGGCUGCGGGAGCAGGUGGUCCGGGCCAAUGCACUAGUCCGAGAAGCCAACUUCCUUUCGGAGGAGAUGGGCAAACUCACUGACUACCAGGUCACACUGCAGAUACCCGCCGCCAACUUGAGUGCCAACCGCAAGCGCGGCGCGAUCGUCAGCGAGCCGGCUAUCCAGGUGCGGCGGAAAGCUAAAGGCACACAGGUGUGGACCAUUGAGAAGCUGGAAAACAAGCUGGUGGACAUGCGUGACCACUACAGGGAAUGGAGGGAAGGAGGCCAAGACACUUGUGUUCAACAGCAUAACAAGCAGGGAGAUCCAUUCUAUGAAGCACAAGAGAAUCACAACCUCAUUGGCGUAGCUAAUGUGUUCCUCGAGUGUCUCUUCCAUGAUGUCAAGCUUCAGUACGCAGUUCCUAUCAUCAGUCAGCAGGGGGAGGUUGCGGGGCGACUGCACGUGGAACUGAUGCGUGUGAGUGGACCAGUGCCUGAGCGACUGGCAGGCAGCGACGACUCCUCUGAGAACUCAAGCGAGAGCAGCAGCUAUGAGGUCAUGGACACUAAUGGGGAGAUCGUCCACAUGGCCAAGAAACUCACCUGCAGGGUGCGGAUCCGCGAAGCAACUGGGCUUCCCCUUAACCUGUCUAACUUCGUCUUCUGUCAGUACACCUUUUGGGAACAAGCGGAGCCAGCAGUGGCCCCUCCCAUGGUCAGCCCAGACACGCCCUCUCCUCAUACCACGGACUCACAGUUUACUGUGCUCUUCGACCACUGCAGAGACUAUGUGGUGCAUGUCACAGAGGAGUUCCUGGAGUUCAUCACUGAUGGUGCUCUGGCCAUCGAGGUAUGGGGUCACCGGUGUGCAGGAAACGGCACGUCCCGCUGGGAGCUGGACACACUGCAGGCCAAGACACGCACGCUUCGGGACAGGUGGAGUGAGGUGUCCCGUAGGAUUGAACUGUGGGUCUCCAUCCAGGAGCUGAAUGAGCAGGGUGUUUACUCCUCUGUGGAGCUGUACCCCACCAGAGACAUCAGCACAGGGGGGGUGUUCCAGAUCCGCCAGGGUCACUCCCGGAGACUGCAAGUGACUGUUAAACCUGUUCAGCAUUCUGGAACGCUCCCACUGUUAGUGGAAGCCAUUCUGUCUGUCUCUAUUGGCUGUGUCUCUGCCCGCUCAACCAAACUCCAGAGACCUCUAGACAGCUAUCAGAAGGAGGAGGAUGACGAUAUGGAUAGUUAUCAGGAAGAGGAUCUGAACUGUGUGCGUGAGCGUUGGUCUGAUGCCCUCAUCAAACGCCGCGAGUACCUGGAUGAGCAGAUCAAGAAGAUCAUUAACAAAUCAGAGAAGUCCGAGGAGGAUGUGGAGAGGGAGGCGCGGUUAGUAGAGCAGUGGGUGGGGCUUACUGAGGAGCGGAACGCGGUAUUGGUCCCAGCGCCAGGAAGCGGGAUCCCCGGGGCACCUGCGCAAGGGGUGCCCUCUCCUGGCAUGGAAGCCCACAUUCCUGUUCUCUUUCUGGACCUCAACGCUGAUAAUCUGACAGUGAGUGAGCAGCUCCCGGGUGUCCACGCGGCCGGGAUCAAUUCCAUCCUCCCCAAAGAGCAUGGCAGCCAGUUCUUCUACCUACCCAUCGUCAGACACAGCAGCGAGGAGGUGUGUGCGACCUGCUCGUGGGACUCCUCCAUCCAUGACUCCAUCUACCUGAACCGCGUGACCGCCAGUGGUGAGCGCAUCUACCUGAUUGUCAAGGCGACGGUGCAGCUCAGCCACCCAGCCUCCAUGGAGCUCGUCCUCCGCAAGAGGAUUGCUGUCAACAUCUACAACAAACAGACCUUCACGCAGAGUCUGAAGAGGCGGAUGUCUUUGAAAAGCAUGCUGCCCUCUUGUGGCGCCACCUAUGAAAUCGUGUCCAACAUCCCAAAGGCCUCAGAGGAGCCAGAGGAGAGGGAGACGCUGGCAUUGAUGGCAGCACGGGGGGAGCCUGAGGAGACACAAGAUGGGGAGACAUACAUCGAGAAAUACACCCGAGGAGUUCUGGAGGUGGCCAACAUCCUGUGUCUGGAACGACUCCGGCAGGCAGUGACGGUGAAAGAAACACUCUCAGUUAAAAGCAGACACAUACGGAGAAGCCUCAGCACUCCCAAUGUCCAGCAUACCUCAUGCUGUAAGUCGGAUGCUCUGUGCUGUGAGGACGAGGACGUGAAGGGACCAGGGGAGCUUCAGCAGGAUACCGUGGACUGCCAUUUCUCCGAGGCAGGCGUCUCCUCCACCCCCGCAAAAGACCCUCCCGCCAAAAACAGGGAGAAUCAUGGUACAGCCGCCGCCCAUGGGGGGUCCGUACCCGAGAGCCCCACGUUCUUCAUUUCCAGUCCGUUCAAGGGUCUCUCGCCUCAGCCGCCCAAGUUCCUCAAGGCCCUGAUGCCCGUCAGGGAGGAAAACAAAGCCAAACGCUCACUGGAGGCCCGUCCUCUGCUGGGACAGGAGAGCAUGCGCUGGCUAGUCGAGAGCUCAAUUUUGGCUUACGGGGGUCGCUGGCCCCGCCCCCGGGCCCAGAGUGAGGGCCACAACAGCAUGACAAACCACACCCCCAUCAUAACACAUACUGCUGAUUCAGAGGAGGAGGAGCCUGAGCUGCACCAGGGCCUCGGCCAUGCCAGUGUUCCAGACCUCAGUUCUCUCACACACCCGAAUGCCCAGCUGUACAUCCCCGAGGACUUUGCCAACUUCGAGGUGUACAACGCCAGUCUGGAGGGCCAAGAUGCCGCUCUGUGCAGGGGUGGAGACUUGUCAUCGGCCGUGGCCACGCCGGGCGUGCAUGAAAGCUGCGGAGCGGAGAAGGAAGUCCCGCGGAGCCCGACGGCCAGCAGCUGCACGAGCGGCUACUUCUCUCACAGCGCCUCCAACGCCACGCUGUCAGACACGCCGUUCACAGGCAGUGAAAGCUCGGACCAGCUAAGCGUCGGCUCCAGGGACCCUGCCGAGCACCAGCAGCACCCUGGCCCUGCAUGCAGAGCCCCCCCGCCCACCAGACAUGCCUUAAGCGGGGCAGCGUGCACCCAAUCCGGCCCCGGCCCGACCUCUCCUCGCUGCCCCGCGUCCUCCGUAGACAGAGCAUGCUCGCUGCAGCUCAGCGCAGGAGCCGCGAACACCAGCCAGGAGUUCAGUGACUUCAAAGGCGCCGGUGACGGUUUUGGUGAAGAGGAGCUGGGCCGCUUCGAGUCUGAGUGGCAGACGGAGCCGAACGGGUCACACACAUGUGCCAGGCUCGAGCAGGCCUCCCCGACGCCCCCGGCACACGCUGACCACUGUGUCUUCGCCCCACCGUGUCACCUCCAGAAUGGGAAAGUCUCUCUGUCCUCUCCCACACCCAGCACACAACCGCAUGGUGAUGACAGCUGCCCAGAGACAGAAAUGGCUGCUAAAACAUGCCAUGCUCCCUCGGGAGAGGAUGAGGAGGGUGGCCCUGUGGCCCAGCUUCCAGAUUGGAUGGCCCCUGGGGAGCAGGUGUGGGUGGGAGCAAGGAGCGGCACGGUGCACUACGUGGGUGGAGUCGAGUUUGCCCAGGGCAUCUGGGUUGGAGUGGAGCUGGACCAUGCCGUAGGCAAGCACAACGGCACGGUGCGGGGCCGGGUGUAUUUCCGCUGCGCCACAGGACACGGUGUGUUUGUCAGGCCCUCCUGGCUCAGCAGGGGCCCGCCGUCCACGGACUCAGACACGCAGCCCCAUCCGCUACUGCUGUAAGGCUGCACCACAGAUGCAUUAUGGGACGGAAGGCGUUUCCCCAGGCCCGAUGAAGUGGACUGCCGGAACGGACUUCACAAACCACCGUUCAGCUGGGAGUUGUAGCGUCACAAAUCAGAGCUGAUGUGGAGGCAGUCUGUUCUCUCAGUCCGGUUCUCUCCUUCACUGUAUGGGCUCCUUCCUUCCUCUUGCUGGUUUUGUGUGCUGUUUUCUCCUCUGUGUCACUCUCCUUCCAUCUCUUUCUCUUUUGUUGUCCCUGGACAAAUAUUGCCUGUGUAUUUUUUUCCCCAAAUGUAAGAUGUUUCACCAUCAUUCUUCUCUGAAUGUCAAAUGCACAGUUGCACAAUUUUAUAUCAUGAUUUAAGCUCAUCCUUCAAGGAAAUUUCCAUUUUGGCUUAUUUACCACUUUUAACAUGACUGAAACUAUUAAUCCUAAUGUUUAGCUAAUGAUAGUGUCCUUUCAUGAAGGCUAAAUAUGGAACUCUAUUGAAGUUGAGAAUGUACUACUGUUAUUGUUAACAUUUUUAUCUUUGUGUGAUUAUAUCAGGUGUUACCAAAGACAUGGCAAAUCUGCUGUUAAAACUGAAAUAUUUUGUUUUAGUUUGUGUGUGUGUGUGUGUCUGCGGAGAGUAAGGUUCUGACUUUCGCUAAGUGCCAUAUCUCUGAUUUAAUCGCCAGAAACACAUCAAAACUUCUAAGAUUGUGGUAGAUUUUGAGUUUUGGUGCCUUCGACAGCACGCCGCCUGUUUUUGUGUUGCAUUGCUGGCUUUCUUAGUACUGUAAAAAAAAAAAAAAACGCAAUGAGCUUCGGAAUCACUGCGCGCUUGCACUGGAGUGGCCUGGGCGCGUAUUUAGCUCACUCACAAAUGCUCACUUCUGCGCCGCCUUCGAUGGUCACCGUGAGACCGUGAAAAAACCUGAACUCUGUACUGUGAUCGGAUCGGAACGCUGUACAGAGAUCGGAUGCAUGAAGCACCUUGGUUUUGUUACGCCUCGGCAGUAAAGACGCCUAAUGCGCUCACACUACAGCGUGUGUGACCGGCGGGUGACCGACGUCUCUCAGUUGCUUUGACCUGUUUCACCUUUCCAAGUCAGCUAUGCUGGCGAUGUUGUUUUUUUUUAACAGUUUGUUUAAAUAAUGAGUAGUAUUUUGCUAGUUUUUAAUACUCAUGCAAAAAAAUGAAUAUAUUUUAUAAGUUGGAAUGGACAAAGAGGAGUUGAGCGACAUCAGGAAUUGGGAGAGACACGCAUACAACUUUCGUUGCCUGAAUAAUUCUGAAACGGUUAGACUCAUGGAAGUGGAUUGUAAUACUGUAAUUACGUGUCGAUGAAACAGACACAAGCCCUUACUUUAUAAGACAACUAAGCUGCUCUCCUUCAUGAGGAGUUGUACAUAUAAAUGUAUUUGAACAUAUAUAAUGUACAGAACUGUAUUUAUAUUGUAUCUCUACAAAAUGUACAAAAAAGGGUACAAAGAUGUUCCAGAAUACAACGUUUACACGAUGAA